AUGCGGGGGUUUCUAUGCGUCUAUAUAAUAUUUAAUGCGCUUGACGAGUGUUCUAGGCGAGCGGAGCUAAUAGACAUUCUGAAGACUAUGUUUGCCUGGCAGCUUGAGAAUACACACAUGCUCCUAACGAGCCGCAAAGAACGAAAUAUACAGAGUUCUUUAGAGACGUUCAUAGACAAGCAGAACAAAGAUAUACAGAAAUAUGUACAACAGCAACUAACUAACGACGAGGACUUCAGCCAGUGGAGAAAAGACCCUACCGUUAGGCAGGAUAUCGAGACUACUCUCGUAAAUAGAGCGCAAGAAAUGUUUCGAUGGGCUGUCUGCCAGCUGGACACGUUAGGGAAAUGUCGCACUCAGGCAGCGCUACAGAAAGCGCUCGUAACGCUUCCACCAAUACUAGACAAGAUAUACAAUCCUCAGCCGCUAUCAGUAGACGAAAUUGCUGAAAUCAUUGCAAUAAAUUUGAAUGAUAAAGCCACAUUCAAUCGUGAUGGCAUUCCAGAAGAUCCUCCGGAUGUGUUGAAUAUCUAUUCUAACAUAGUUACUAUAACUACAGAGGAGAGCGAAACACAAGACCCAGUAAAACAGGUUGUAGCGCUUUCACAUUACUUGGUAAAAGAGUAUCUUAUCUCAGACAGAAUACAGAAAGGCUCUGCAGCACACUACAGUAUACAACAUGCUGUGUGCCAUAACGCUAUUGCGAGAAGCCGUCUUGGAUACCUUCUACAGUUUCAAGGAGUCAAGAUGCUUAGCCACGACAAUGCAAAAGAAUUCAGGCUGGCAGACCAUUCAGCCAGGUUCUAG
This is a messenger RNA of Bipolaris sorokiniana ND90Pr, 807 nucleotides long. RefSeq lists its product as uncharacterized. The record is from RefSeq and is a predicted model, not a curated record. Lineage: Eukaryota; Fungi; Ascomycota; Dothideomycetes; Pleosporales; Pleosporaceae. The transcript is spliced from 4 exons. The coding region runs from base 1 to 807 and encodes 268 amino acids.